Messenger RNA from Dacryopinax primogenitus, 891 nucleotides. RefSeq lists its product as uncharacterized. NCBI's taxonomy places the organism in Eukaryota, Fungi, Basidiomycota, Dacrymycetes, Dacrymycetales, Dacrymycetaceae. Gene Ontology annotation, biological process: glucan catabolic process. Gene Ontology annotation, molecular function: hydrolase activity, hydrolyzing O-glycosyl compounds. The coding region runs from base 1 to 891 and encodes 296 amino acids. The transcript is spliced from 4 exons. The record is from RefSeq and is a predicted model, not a curated record.
AUGGCAAAGCGUUUGCGCUCAGAGCAACCGGCCGUCCGCUCGCCCUGCACAGGGACGAAUUUCUUUGGUUGCUUCGAAUUUUUCGACGAUGCCGACCCUACCCACGGCGAUGUCGUCUUUGUCAACGACAGCGUCGCGUGGGCUCAAGGGCUCGUCUCUACCACCGCCUCCCAAGCCUUCCUCGGGGUAGACAACACCACUUCUCUGGGGGACAACCAAGGGCGCAACAGCGUCCGCCUCGGUACGAAGAAGACCUACGACGGCGCCCUGUUUGUGCUGGAUGUUGCGCACAUGCCUUUUGGCUGCGCUACCUGGCUCGCAUUCUGGACCGUCUCCCAGACCCAGCCCUGGCCACUCGGAGGGGAGAUCGACAUCAUGGAAGGUGUGAACACGAACACCGUUAACCAGAUGACGCUGCACACUCGCCGUACCACCGGCUUGAAAUGCAUACGAACUCAGCACAUCGAGACAUAUGAUCAUAUCUACAUUCGAAUGGUCGCCUGUGACAGUAAUGAAGAAACGUACAUCGACAUGUGGCAGAAAGAGUAUCCGACCAGCUGUCCUAUCCUCGUCCCGCUCUGCAUGUGCACGUAUCCACGGGCGGUAGGCGGGGAAUCUGGAAGCCGUCGCUUUCUCCUCUUCGAGCAGCUGAAGCCAAACUUUCUCACCACCACUAUCAGUCCGAUAGACUCAAACAGCUACAAAGAGCUGCGUGCCAAGACGAUCACACUCCUUGAGGUGUGGGAUAUCUUCGCACAACUAAUUGCAGCAAGCAGGCGCGCUUGGUGUUUCACAAAAAUGCUUAUAUUCCCCACCUCCAGUGUUGUUGCAAAAUUCACAAGGCGGGUCUGCUUCACGGGGUACGCCCUUUUUCUGGUCGCAACACAGUAG